UUUGAUAACAUUUACAACACUAUUAUAAACAGCUAUUUGUAGCAUUCUUUUGUUUGGCUGUCAAUUCUCCUGUGCUUAAUUUCGCAAUGUUGAAAAGCAGCAACUUAAAUAGUGUCAUUGAUCAACUCGAUGCUGAUCGCACGGUCACCGGCGCUGCCGCAUCUUUGCCAGAGAACAACAACAAGCUAGUGAAAACAGACCACAACGAGUGCUCCAUGGCAGCCUUACAAAUGUCCUUCGGAGUACUCGAAAUAGCCGAGCCGCCCUUAGUACGUAUCCGCGCGCAGCUCAAGGAAUUAAUCGGCAAGCAAAACAAGUUCUAUAUUGACGUCUCCAAGGAGAAAUAUAAGCUGGACUGCAGUGAGGUAGCAAAAUUAAUUGAUAUGAUGAAUGAUGUGAAGCGCUACAAAGAGAGACUGGUGAAAAUAAAAAAGGAUAUGCAGUCCAUUUACCAACGGUCUAAGGUUCUAAAGAAACGAGCCGCCAACGUGGCCACUUGUAAGCAGCGCGAUUACCAGCGCAAACUCGAGAAGCAACAGCAGGAGGAGUCGCUCAUAGGCGGCCAGUUGCAGUAGUUAUAUAGGUCUUAGCCAUACGCCAUACCAUCAUAAGUAAUUACAAAGUUGCCGUACCCAAACAUGGGUAUUGCAAUCUCUAACAAGAAUCUAAACUAGAACUAAAUAAACAUAUAACAUUAAAAAUGUUUAUCUAUGGAUUAAAGCCCAUAAUUAACUAAUAUAAACAA
Messenger RNA from Drosophila montana, 745 nucleotides. It is a transcript of the gene Pldn, whose product is annotated as Pallidin. The transcript has 5 exons. The record is from RefSeq and is a predicted model, not a curated record. NCBI's taxonomy places the organism in Eukaryota, Metazoa, Arthropoda, Insecta, Diptera, Drosophilidae. Gene Ontology annotation, biological process: intracellular transport. Gene Ontology annotation, cellular component: BLOC-1 complex; transport vesicle. Bases 87 to 575 code for a protein of 162 amino acids.